CUUUAUUUAUUUCUUCUCCUUUUUCCAGCAAAACCCUAAAUGCAUUUCGCUUGUUACAAUUUCUGUAAUCGGUCAAGCAGUUUUUCAUUUUCCUGUAACUUUUUUCUUUUUUUUUUUUUACCCAAUUUUACUGUCCAUGUUCAAGCUCUGUGCAUUCUCUGCAAUGGUGGAGAUUUUAAGUCACAGAAUUGUGUUUUGUACUGAGAAUUAAUUGUCUUACUGUGUUUUUAAUCAUUCCAGGCUCAAACAAGUUUCCAGUUUCUUUAUUUGUAAUUUUCUGUUAAUUCAACUUAACCAGUUUUUAAUUCUUUUUCUGGGUUUGUUGUUUGGCUCAUUUUCAGCUUAAAGUUUCAAUUUGUUUUGUUAAAUUCUGUUGUAAAAUUUUUGCUUUAGUUCUUCUGGGUGUUAUUCAGUGAAAAAUCUGGUACCUUCAAUGCUGAGUGUUAAUAGAUUUUAGUGUUUUUAGGGUUUUAGGGACUUUAUUCAUUUUUAGGGUUUUUUUUGUGUUGAUCUAUGAAUGGAGGCAAAAGAUGAGAAUAAUAAUGUAAGUUCAAUGGCUACAGUGAAGGCAGAUGAAGCUCCAGAUAGCUUCAAAGCGGCCCCAAUCACUGAAAAUACAGGUCCAGGCCCACUUCCCGGGCCCACUGUUGUACCAGCCACUGCCACGUCGGUGUCACCAGUAAGUAUGGUGGCGCCGGAGACGGGCUCAGUACCGGGCUCAGCCCCGGGUUCGGGCUCAAAAAUGAAGAAGAAGAGAGGGAGACCCAGAAAGUAUGGUCCCGAUGGGAAAUUAAUGAUGGCAUUGUCCCCAAUGCCGAUUUCUUCGUCAAUUCCUUUGACGGGAGACUUUUCUGCUUGGAAACGGGGUGCAGGGCGGCCGCUUGAUUCCAUCAAGAAGUCUUAUAAGUUUGAAUAUGAGACUCCAGGUGACAAGAUUGCAUACUUUGUUGGUGCAAACUUCACGCCCCAUGUUCUCACUGUUAAUACUGGAGAGGAUGUAUUGAUGAAAAUUAUGUCAUUUUCUCAACAAGGAGCUCAAGCUAUCUGCGUUCUCUCUGCAAAUGGUACAAUUUCAAAUGUUACACUUCGCCAGCCUACCUCUUCUGGGGGUACUCUAACUUAUGAGGGUCGAUUCGAGAUACUUUCCUUGUCUGGUUCAUUUAUGCCUACUGAGAACGGAGGAACAAAAAGCAGAUCCGGUGGAAUGAGUGUCUCUUUGGCUGGCCCAGAUGGUAGGGUUGUGGGUGGGGGACUUGCUGGCCUGCUGAUAGCAGCUGGCCCCGUGCAGGUUAUCGUUGGCAGUUUCCUGCCUGGUCAUCAGCAGGAGCAGAAGCACAAGAAGCAAAGAACCCAGCCUGCACCAGUUAUCACUACUCCUAUUCCUAUGACUAUAACCACACUACCUGGAGAGGAGAUAAAGGGGUCCUACAGUGGAGUAAAACCAAUUAUCACAUCUUCAUCCUUCCUUAGAGACGGUUCGGCUUCUUUAAACCCUGUGCAGGGGUUCAAGAACGUGGCUGCUGACAAUAAAAGACCGUCACCUGGUGAAGAAUCGAAAGGCCCCUGUCAAUCUAACUGUGAGGUUUCAUGUUGAUCAUGUGGAGACUGUAUGCUGGCUGUACCUUAAAUUUUUUUUCAUCGUCACACAACAGCAUGUAGGUUCCUUCAACCUUCUCUGAAACCAUAUAAACCCUAAUGGCCGUAUAUUAAGGGCAAAGGAGGGUUUAUUUUGAUGUUGAUUUUAACCCAGAAUUGCACUCCCAUUAGGCGUAGGUAGGACUUCUAAUUAUUAGGAUCCCCGUGUUCUGUUGUUAUCCUGUAUUUGCCAUUGUUCUCUUAUUGGUGUAGCACUUUUAAUCUGUGAAACUGGUGUGCCAUUCAUCCUGUUGGGUACUUUGUAUCAUUAGUGUUGAAUUUAAGUUGAUGUUUUGAAUCUUUUGAUGGUGA
Mangifera indica (mango) is the source of this 1947-nucleotide messenger RNA. Its product is annotated as AT-hook motif nuclear-localized protein 6-like. Gene Ontology annotation, molecular function: minor groove of adenine-thymine-rich DNA binding. NCBI's taxonomy places the organism in Eukaryota, Viridiplantae, Streptophyta, Magnoliopsida, Sapindales, Anacardiaceae. The transcript is spliced from 5 exons. Bases 518 to 1594 code for a protein of 358 amino acids. The record is from RefSeq and is a predicted model, not a curated record.